Phyllotreta striolata is the source of this 1745-nucleotide messenger RNA. The record is from the annotation of a GenBank genome assembly. NCBI's taxonomy places the organism in Eukaryota, Metazoa, Arthropoda, Insecta, Coleoptera, Chrysomelidae.
AUUAACAAACCAAACCAUAAAAAGUAAAUAAAUUUGAAGUAAAUACAUAUUUAUUUUUAACUAAUAUGUAUCAUCUAUAUUCUAGCAUACAAUUCGUUAAGUAAUGCACUUACUGUCCUAAGAUAAAAUUAACGAUACUUGUGAGUAAAUAACCAUGCACAGGAGUAGCAGUUUUCCAUACAAUGUCGACGAAAACUUUUACAAUAACCCGGAUUUAAUUAGAAGAUUGCCGGUUCACGAUGAUUAUCUCCCACAACCCGAAGCGUACCUAGAUUACUCCAAUUAUGGGAUACCCGAAGAAGUAACGUACAAGAGAUACAUCGGAUCGGGCGUCUCCUUCAUAAGCCUGAUAGCCGAAAAUUUACUCAGCCAUCCGUUCGUGGUGCUCCGAAGGCAAUGCCAGGUGCACCAGAACGCUCAGAAAUACCACCUUCAACCGUUUACCCUGAUGCCCGUCGUGUGGCGCUUGUACCAACACCAAGGAGUAACCACUUUGUGGAAGGGAAUCGGUUCGGUCUUGCUGGUCAGAGGGAUGUCCCUAGGCGUCGACGAUCUAAUUUCCAAAGUCACCCCUUGGCCGAAGGAGAUCAGCUGGCACAGCAGCCUCAAGCAAUUUUUCCAGCACACCUUGCUCAAGUGCGUCAGUCUGGCUAUAGUCACGCCAUUUUACUCGGCUAGUUUCGUGGAAACCGUACAAUCGGACAUAGCUAGCGAGAAGCCCGGCAUACUAGACGUCUUCAGGGAAGGCUUCAUGAGGAUGUUGCAUUGGGGUUCCUCGUCUAACGGAAGAAUGCUACCAAUAUGGGCUUUAAUAGUACCUACGAUAACCCUCGGUCUAGCCAAAUACAUGUUUUCGAGCAUCGUAAGAAGUAUCUCAUUGAGAAUUCUAACGAAUAAAUAUAUCGCGCAUUUCGAAGAGAACGGCGCCUUGCCUAAGGAUCCUUACAAUUCGCCGGCUAUGCAAGAGAUCCAACUCACAGCAUCCUUAAUAGGAACUAUUUCUAGCGACAUCUUAUUCUAUCCUUUCGAAACUGUUAUACACAGGAUUCACCUACAAGGCACUCGAACCAUCAUCGACAACCUGGAUACCGGUAAAUCCGUGUUGCCUAUUUUAACGAACUUCUCCGGAGCCCUGGAUUGCUACGAUAGCUCCAUCGCCAACGAAGGCGUCAGCGGGUUGUAUAAAGGCUUUGGGGCUCUACUAUUGCAAUACACAGCCCACAUAGCCGUCCUGAAGAUGUCCCAUUGGUUCCUGACGCAGGUGGGGAACCUCGUGCAAUCGCCCAAAGCGAAACCGGUCGCGCAACCACCGGUCAAGAUUUCACCGCCGGCCAUUUCCAACUUCUCCACGUCGCGGUCUUACCUGCUUCCCUGAAAUUACAGUUACCACGAGAGGGUCGAUCAAAUUAUUAGGGGUUCGAGUCGCCCUGAGUGAUGUAUUUUUUUUGGGUUUGAUAAAAAUUAAUUGGAUGAUUUCGAGGGCGAUUUUUUAGCUACAUAGAUGUGCAUAUAAUAUUAAACGGAUGUUUUUUUAUUAAUAAGGUUAUUAAUUUAUUUAUUGUAUGUAUUCAUACUUCUGUGUACAUAUAAAAUGCUGAGUAAAUGGAUUAAAACGCGAUUUAAAUUAAUUGAAUUAUUGUGUAUUAAAAUUCUUGUCGUCUAGCUGGAAUUGUUAUUUUAUUUUGUUAACAUUUUAUUGCUAUCUUCAAUUUAACAAGUGUGUAAGUAUUUACUUUUAUUUAUGC